Messenger RNA from Syngnathoides biaculeatus (alligator pipefish), 492 nucleotides. It is a transcript of the gene snrpg, whose product is annotated as small nuclear ribonucleoprotein polypeptide G. Gene Ontology annotation, molecular function: RNA binding. Gene Ontology annotation, biological process: mRNA splicing, via spliceosome; spliceosomal snRNP assembly. Gene Ontology annotation, cellular component: U2-type prespliceosome; U12-type spliceosomal complex; SMN-Sm protein complex. The record is from RefSeq and is a predicted model, not a curated record. Bases 127 to 357 code for a protein of 76 amino acids. NCBI's taxonomy places the organism in Eukaryota, Metazoa, Chordata, Actinopteri, Syngnathiformes, Syngnathidae. The transcript has 4 exons.
CCGGUUGGCUCUCAGACGACGACAUGGACGCUUGAUUUCCGGUGGCCAAACGCGCGUUCCUUCCGCUGGUCUGAAACGAAAAGGCGACGAUUCCCUUUUGUCUACUUGUGAAGAAAGAAAAGCAAAAUGAGCAAAGCACACCCUCCCGAGCUAAAAAAGUUCAUGGACAAGAAACUUUCGCUCAAAUUAAAUGGAGGCAGACACGUGCAGGGCAUCCUUCGAGGGUUUGACCCCUUUAUGAACCUCGUGGUGGAUGACUGUCUGGAAAUGGGACCAGGGGGACAGCAGCAUACCAUCGGCAUGGUGGUCAUCCGAGGUAACAGCAUCAUCAUGUUGGAAGCGUUGGAGAGAGUAUGAGACUACCUGAAGGGGGGAUGUCUGUGGAUCUUUUUUUUUUUUUUUUAACUUUAACUUUACACAAAAUAACUGUCUUUGAAUUGUGUAAACUGGCUGAGCUUUUGAAUUUGUGAAUAAAAUUUUCUUUAUACACUU